AUGUCAGAAAUUUCUGAAAACUCAAGUUCUAUUAAUAAUGAUAAUAUAGAUAGGGAUGUGACAACUACUACCCAGGAUGAAGCGGAAUCUCUGCCCAGCAAUACUAACUUUACGCUUUUAUAUGGAAAACUUUGUGAUGCAAUAAUUCUUGCUGAUCGUAAAGCCCAAGAAGCUAUCACGUGUUAUUGCCUAUUUGGAAAGGCUAUUAUUCAGAGACGUAAUGAAAUAGCAUCGGAAAGACAAGUUGAUCCAGAAUCCAAUACUGUUAGUAGAAUUUUAAAUAAAGAAGUAAAAGCACAGUUACCUGCAGACACUUCUGAUAGCCUUUUACGUAAGAGAAUCGAAAAAGCAAAGAAGCUUUAUAAACUUUUUGAUGCAAUAGAUAAUGUAUCCUUUGAUUAUAGCAUUGAUGUGAGCCUGCCUCUGGCUGAGUUACGGGAUGAUGAGAAAAGUUCUGUAACCCAACUUUGUGAACCGGAUUCACGAAGUGAUCAGCAAAAUUCUUGUGAGAAGGAAAAUAAAAAUUCAGAAACAUCUACUUCCUCUAUCCCGUUGUCUAAUACGAAUAGUACUGAUGCGGUUCCAGGAAGAAUGCCAGACUAUAACUAUUAUCGAAACUUGUGGUGGGAUAAGGGAGAAUUUAAUGAAAAAGCGAAAUGGGAAGAAGUAGCCCUACCGUAUGUACUUGCUACGGGCAUCACCCUAGAAGAUUAUGAAGAACUUGUUAUUGACGCAGUUACUAGGAUGUUAUUGCAUCAAUGCGAUGCCGUUGCUUUUACCGAUGCUGAGAUUGAUAGUUUAGGUGCUACUAGAACACGUGACAUAAACCGUGGAAAAGAAGCAGAUCAAUCGUUUCGUCCGAUAAAACCAGCCGUAACUGCACCAAAUGGGUGCGAUGGAAAUGAUCUCCCUUGGCCAAAUUUGGUUGUGGAAGUAGCCUAUACUGAAACAUUAGCUCAUGUUGAAGAAACGUUGCGCUACUGGUUAAGUCCUGGUCGCGCCCAUGAUUGUAUUAUUAUAAAAAUCGAUCCGAUUCCCCAAGGCCAAGUACCGGUCCGUAUGAGGGCUUGGCAUUACUGUGUCUCAGCAGGUAGAGGAACGAGAAAUACAGUUCCUCUUGUAACUACGUUUGAAUUUGGAACUCAAGAUGGCACGGGAACUGCAACAAAUAUUAAUCAAGGUCAAUGCAUUAUUAACAUAUCAUUAAGCUGUCUUUAUCAUGAGUUGAAGCCUCCUACCCAAAUCCCUCAAAAUCUUCCUGAUCCUAUCCCACUGGAUUUCUACUUUGCUCAACGUGCCGUCACACGAGCAUUUAACAUUCACUAG
This is a messenger RNA of Ambispora leptoticha, 1326 nucleotides long. Lineage: Eukaryota; Fungi; Glomeromycota; Glomeromycetes; Archaeosporales; Ambisporaceae. The record is from the annotation of a GenBank genome assembly.